Molecule: messenger RNA, 2238 nt
Organism: Ficedula albicollis (Collared flycatcher)
Lineage: Eukaryota; Metazoa; Chordata; Aves; Passeriformes; Muscicapidae
Gene: CLDN18
Product: claudin 18
Exons: 5
Coding region: 134-925 (263 amino acids)
Biological process (GO): cell adhesion; bicellular tight junction assembly
Cellular component (GO): plasma membrane; bicellular tight junction
Molecular function (GO): structural molecule activity
Source: RefSeq, a predicted model, not a curated record
UGCAAAAACACUUUGAGCAAACAGCCCUCAGUGGAAAGCAUCUGAUAAGAGCAGCUGCAGUGCUGGUGGCUGGGGCGAGAGGGCUCGGGCGCCCCAUUCGCAGCGCGGCUCCGCGGGGCCGUGCCACCGCACCAUGCCCACCACCCUCUGCCAGGUGAUGGGCUUCCUCGUGUCCUCGCUGGGCGUCGGGGGCAGCAUCAUGGCCACGGCCAUGGACACCUGGAGCACGCAGGACCUCUACGACAACCCCGUCACCGCCGUCUUCCAGUACCAGGGGCUCUGGAGGAGCUGCGUGCGGCAGAGCUCCGGCUUCACCGAGUGCCGGCCGUAUUUCACCAUCCUCGGGCUGCCAGCGAUGUUCCAGGCUGUGAGGGCCCUCAUGAUCGUGGGGAUUGUCCUGGGAAUCCUUGGCCUCUUCGUGUGCAUUUUUGCUCUGAAAUGCAUCCGGAUUGGGAGCAUGGAGGACACUGCCAAAGCCAACAUGACCCUGACCUCUGGCAUCAUGUUCAUCGUUGCUGGCCUGUGUGCCAUCACUGGAGUGUCCGUGUUUGCCAACAUGCUGGUCACCAACUUCUGGAUGUCCACCACCAACAUGUACCAGGGGAUGGGAAUGGGAAUGCAGAACGUCCAGAACAGGUACACCUUUGGCUCAGCCCUCUUCGUCGGAUGGGUGGCAGGGGGCCUGGCCCUCGUGGGAGGCAUCAUGAUGUGCCUUGCUUGCAAAGGGCUCAUCCCAGAAGAGUCCCGCUACAAAGCCGUGUCCUACAACGCCUCUGGCAGGAACAUCUCCUACAGAACGGGGCCCUACAAGUCUGGCCCAGGGUAUGAAGCUGACCCAAAGGCCAGGAAGGGCAUGGGAUAUGAAGAAGCUCCUCGGAGUGAGGAUGGGAGACGCCCCUACCCUUCGAAAUACGACUACGUCUAGCAGACUUUCUGGCCUUGAGCUGUGCUCUCAGAUAUUUUUAACUUCACGAGCAAAAAGUGCAGCAAACCAAGCAGUCUGUAAACAGGGUUGUGUUUUCUAGCAGGUUUUCUCUACUCUGAGGUUGUAUCUUUGUUGUGAGCAUCAGUUUUACUCGACUGCCUAUGAGUAUUAACAGCACCAGGAAGCCUGUGAGCAAAGUUACAACAAGAAAUGCUCUCAGAGUAGAAACAUUUUCUGUAUAAACUGAUAUCUGGGAGCAGUGCCUUGUGCCCUUUCUAAAUUGCUCAAAUAGUGAAAAUCCCCCUUUGAUAAUCGCUGUGUAUUUGAAAUAAAUUCAGUUGUGUCCCCUUGGCUGUGCCCAAAGCAAACAGAGCCUGUGGUCAGGGCAUUUUCCUCCCUGGUGAAUUCUCUACCCAGUCCCACCUUUGCUUUGCUGGCUGUACUCCAACGCUGAUCUGCUCUGAUAUUUAAUCUGAUUUCUGUUUGCUGGAGCCUGUGAUAGCAAAGUGUAUUUAUUUCUUUGGAUCUCUCCAGGGAGUGUGCAUAAUCCAUUGUUAUUCCUGCUCUAAUAGCUCCCAGCCUCCGUGUGCCACCGGUGCUCCCGCAGAUGUCAUCGUUAAUGGAGCCAGGAGAAUUCCCCAUUUAGAAUUAAUUAGAGGUACCUUUGCAGCAAGGAAUCCCAGGGAGCCUUAGAUGUGUAACUCCACACUGACAUCAGGGCUUCCCCGUGGUAAUUCUCCCCCCAGUGAUGGGAAGAUUAAUCCACUCCCUAGUGGAAUGUUGCCUCCUCCAGCCAAUCCAUCAGAGAGGGAGUUUAUUUGAAGGGGGAAGAGGGAGACCUGUCAGAACUUUUGUGGGAAGAGAGAGCUGUGAGCUCUUAGCAGGUCCUCCCACCUGGCUCCAGAGCAGAUCCUAAAAAGCUCUAGACAAUGCCUAUGAAUAGAAAAAAGGGAUAAGUUAGAGAAGAAAGGGGUCCAGACCCUCCAAAAUAACCAUUUUAAUGGCAUCUGCGUGGGCUUGAGCACCACCCCUCAGGAUUACAAAUUCUCCAAGGGAAAUCAGUUCAGACAAAAUUGUUUUGGUGAAAUGCUGGUGUUCCCUGAGUGUUUGAUAUCUUGGAGGGGUCAGAAUCUACAGCUGAACACUUCUGCAGAGUUGGACCUUUGGAAAGUCAAGUUACCACCAGCUGCUCUAUUUUUAAAACAUUGCUACUCUUUACUAUGGUUUGUAUCUCUCAGUAUAAACUUAGUUUUUCUGCUUUUUUUUUUUUUUUUUGCCUGCUGGAUUUUUUUUUGCUUGUUUGUUUUGUUGGC